CUGUUAUUUUUGCGCCAACUGGAACUUACGAGUGGAAUGGGCAUGAUGAUCAACCCCGUAAGUUGAACAGAUCGAGGAACUUUGAAAGGGGGGAAAAUAUGCAGAACAGAAAUUUCCGAGCCAGGGACAUGCCACCUAUACAUAACCAAGGGAUGCAGAACCCUCCACCUCUAGGAAUCAUGCUUCCACCAAAUAUGGGCAGUGGAAUCCCCCAAGGAUUACCUUUGCCGGAAUGCCUCUGCCCAGCCACCCUGGAUGCCCCUAAGCAAUUCAUGCUUGGGCAUGCGCUUAUUACAAUUCCAUCUAUAUCGUUCAAGAAGCUGUUCGCUGACCGGCCAGGCCCGUCGGAACCUGAAAAGGAGGAGGACUUAUUUAUCAACGUAGUGUAUCCUGACCAAGCCGACUUCAUGCAUUGGCUGGUCGUAAUGGAGGGGCCGGAGGGCGAUCCUACUAGAGAUGAGAUCAUCGAUACUUAUAUUAAGACGGUUGCGCAGGUUGUUAAAAGCUUCUCCGUGAUAUGUUGGAAUUACCUAUGGCUGGAGGUGAAGAAAAAGCCAGGAGUAAGAUCUACACUGUUGAUACAGAGCCCUACUACUUUGCAUUUGGAGUCAACGUAUUUCCAAAGCUUGCUUUCAAACUUGCUGGUCUGCCUAGAGUUCGAUGGGUUGUUGUUGAUGCGUACCUGCCUCUGAGGAAAGGUUGUGGGGCAUGGAAGCUUUGAUCUUCUAAUUCUGCCAUGAACUUUGCAUCCUGGAGAUUACAUUCUCUCAUUUAUGAAAACCGCUGUGCUUUGUUGACCUCAGCAUGAGGCAAUUGUGCUGCUGCGAUCUUUGUUCUUGGCCGACUAUACGUGCUUGGCUUUUAUUCGGGCAAGUUUUGCACGUGAUCUAUUAUGUUAAUUGGUAUUCAAAUAUAGUGAUUAAGACAAUUUUUUAGCAGAUAAGUUUGCUUAAUGGAAACGUGUUUAGAAAGAUAAAAGUUUGUUCCAA
This is a messenger RNA of Eucalyptus grandis, 989 nucleotides long. Its product is annotated as multiple organellar RNA editing factor 6, mitochondrial. NCBI's taxonomy places the organism in Eukaryota, Viridiplantae, Streptophyta, Magnoliopsida, Myrtales, Myrtaceae. Gene Ontology annotation, cellular component: chloroplast; mitochondrion. The transcript has 5 exons. The record is from RefSeq and is a predicted model, not a curated record. Gene Ontology annotation, biological process: cytidine to uridine editing; chloroplast RNA modification; mitochondrial mRNA modification. Bases 99 to 692 code for a protein of 197 amino acids.